Messenger RNA from Lotus japonicus, 1705 nucleotides. RefSeq lists its product as uncharacterized. The record is from RefSeq and is a predicted model, not a curated record. The coding region runs from base 174 to 1340 and encodes 388 amino acids. The transcript is spliced from 3 exons. Lineage: Eukaryota; Viridiplantae; Streptophyta; Magnoliopsida; Fabales; Fabaceae.
CUGUCGCUUUUGUCUCAUCCCUCCCCACCUAUUUCAAUAAGCUAAAUCUCACUCCUUCACACUCUUUUAAACUCUCCAAAACCAAUCCACAUUCUAACAAACACACCCUCUUAAUUCUCCUUCUUGUUAUCCCAUUCCAUUCUCACAACCUUCAUCAAUUCUCAGAAUCCUUAAUGGGUUCUAGAGCACGAUGGCGUCAGAGUUGGGCUCCACAGCAAUUGACACCUUUAAUGGAAGGCCCUGACCCUGACAUGCAAGAGGAAGGAACCAAGAAGGAGAGUUCAUGGGAAACCAUAAGGGAAUGGUUCAGGGCCCAGAAGAUCAACCCUGGUGGUGGAUCAGGCAGCAUUAAUUCACAGUCAUUUUAUGGAACCAUUCAUGCCAAGACCCAAGAUUUGAGGUUGUUGCUUGGUGUCUUGGGCUGUCCCCUGGCUCCAAUCCCCUCUGCCCCAGAUACUACCCUUGGCAUUCACAAUCACAUCAAAGAUACCUCAUUUGAAACUUCAACAGCCAAGUACAUUAUACAACAGUACUUGGCGGCCACAGGGUGCCUGAAGCAGCAAAAGGACACUAAAAACAUGUAUGCCACUGGGAUGGUGAAGAUGAUUUGCUGUGAAACAGAGAUUUCAUCUGGGAAGAAUGUCAAGUGUUUGGGGACAAGGAGCAGUGAAAAUGGUUGCUUUGUGCUUUGGCAGAUGCUGCCGGGAAUGUGGUCUCUUGAGUUGGUUGUAGGUAGUCACAAGGUGGUUGCUGGCAGCAAUGGCAAGACGGUGUGGCGGCACACGCCGUGGCUAGGCACACACGCUGCCAAAGGCCCACAACGCCCCCUUCGUCGCAUUAUUCAGGGCUUGGACCCGAAGAGCACAGCAAGUCUAUUCACCAACGCACAGUGCUUAGGCGAGAACCGAAUCGGGACCGUUGAUUGCUUCGUGUUAAAAGUAUCAGCCGAUCGUGAGGCUGUGGUUGAAAGAAGUGAGGGCCCCGCAGAGGUGAUAAGGCACAUACUAUACGGCUACUUUUGCCAAAAAAGUGGACUCCUCAUAUACCUUGAAGACUCACACCUCACAAGGGUCCCAACACAGGAUGAUGAUACAGUGUAUUGGGAGACCACCAUAGGCAGCAGCAUAGGCGACUAUAGAGACGUUGAUGGGGUCUUGAUCGCGCAUCAAGGGCGAUCCAUCGCGACGGUGUUUCGGUUUGGUGAGCUCUCAAUGCAGCAUAGCAGGACUAGGAUGGAAGAGAUUUGGACCAUUGAUGAUGUUAUGUUUAAUGUGCCUGGACUCUCUAUGGAUCACUUCAUUCCUCCUGCUGAUAUCUUUGAGAAUGUAAAUUCUCCAUGACAAACUAAACCUAGAGAAUGUUGAUUCUCCAAGAUAAACUAACUUUCUUAGUUUUUUUUUCCAUGUUAAUGUGAAUUGUAAUUUUACUUUGGAGGGGGGUAUAAUGAAAGUAUUGGUGGGGGGUGUAAUUUUGUUAUCUUUGUUGUCGUUCAUUAAUGUAUGUUUGUAGUCAGUAGUUUGUCUUCCAAGUCAUUAAGCUCAAAUGACAAAUUCAAGAGGGAAUGGAAUAAAGAUUAUGAACUUGGCCGGUGUUGGUUCAAAAAGUUUGUUUAGGGACUUAGCCAAUGUAGAUCGGUGAAAUAACCAAUUAGAUUGAUUUUUUAAUCAAAGCGAUUGUUUAAGGAAUGAAUUAUAUAUGUUUCUCA